Molecule: messenger RNA, 249 nt
Organism: Aspergillus niger
Lineage: Eukaryota; Fungi; Ascomycota; Eurotiomycetes; Eurotiales; Aspergillaceae
Exons: 1
Coding region: 1-249 (82 amino acids)
Source: RefSeq, a predicted model, not a curated record
AUGCCUGCACUGGUCUCGAGGACUGCAAGAAGGAGUCCCACGCCCGCAAUGCCGAUAAGCUCAACAGUGAGCGGACUCACGUCAUUAAGGGCGUAUGAGAUCCCAUCCCUGGAGACUUCACCUCAAUUUUCCUCCUGUGAUCUUCUCCUUGAUCUUUCUUCUUCUACAUUUCGCUGCGUCGCAAACAUCAUACAUAUUAGCGCGGUGUUCCUACGUCACACAUACACACACACGUAUUGCCGGCAUUAG